AUGGCUAUAUAUGGCAUUACAUGGGUAAAAAUGGCUAUACAUAGUAAUACAUUGCAAUAUAUGGCAUUACAUGGCUAUACAUGGCUAUACAUGGCUAUACAUGGUAAUACAUGGCAAUACAUGGCAUUACAGGGGUAUACAUGGCUAUACAUGGCUAUACAUGGUUAUACAUGGUAUUACAUGGUGAUACAUGGUAAUACAUAGCAAUAGAUGGCUAUACAUGGCUAUACAUGGUUAUACAUGGUAAUACAUGGCUAUACAUGGCAAUACAUGGCUAUACAUGGUAAUACAUGGCAAUACAUGGCAUUACAUGGGUAUACAUGGGUAUACAUGGUAAUACAUGGCAAUACAUGGCUAUACAUGGUAAUACAUGGUAAUACCUGGCAUUACAUGAGUAUACAUGGCUUUACAUGGCUAUACAUGGCAAUACAUGGCGAUACAUGGUAA
This is a messenger RNA of Porites evermanni, 447 nucleotides long. NCBI's taxonomy places the organism in Eukaryota, Metazoa, Cnidaria, Anthozoa, Scleractinia, Poritidae. The record is from the annotation of a GenBank genome assembly.